Salarias fasciatus (jewelled blenny) is the source of this 1731-nucleotide messenger RNA. RefSeq names its product SLAM family member 5-like. The coding region runs from base 188 to 961 and encodes 257 amino acids. Gene Ontology annotation, cellular component: membrane. The transcript is spliced from 4 exons. The record is from RefSeq and is a predicted model, not a curated record. Lineage: Eukaryota; Metazoa; Chordata; Actinopteri; Blenniiformes; Blenniidae.
GGAGUCAAAGAGCAAACCUGUCAUCUGGUUCGUGGGUUUUCCUGCUGAUUUUUCAGCUACUACUGGAUAAUUUACUGGGGGUUUUUUUCCCUCAACUUAUAAAAGUUUGAUUGAAAGGGACAGGACAUUUGCUGAGGAGGGCUCUGCCACCUCUUGCCCCAGCGCAGAGCUGGCGUUGCUCUGUGAAAUGAUUUUCUCUGUGGUACUGGUGCUUUGGUGUGGCGUGGAGUCAGUCCAGUCCAGUGUUCCUCCUGUGUUCGUCCAGAAAGGCAAAGAUGUACUUCUGGAUGUCGACAAUGUGCCUGAAGACUUUUCUUUAUUUGUAUGGAAACUUGAGAAAGAGAAUUCGAUUUUAGUCACGUUAUAUCCUGGUGGCAAUUCAAAAAUCUCUAAAGCUUACACUGGAAGGAUUGAUCACCCUGAAAAAAAGAAAUACUCUGUGAUACUGAAGAACCUACAAGAGACAGACAGUAGAGUUUAUACUGGACGAGUGACAACAGACGAUGGCGACUCCACAUUAGUCCAACACAACAUCAUAGUUCAAGAUGUUGUGUCUCCCGUCCAGCUGGAGGUGAACUCUGUAUCAAACAGCUCACACUCCUGUAACGUCACUCUGACCUGCAGCACGGCCGACUCUCACAUCAGCAGCACUUUCAGAUGUAUCGAUCAAAAAUGUGAUCAGGAUGGAGGGAAUCAAUCAAAGAUCACAAACUCCAGUUCCAGUUUGCAAGUCUACCUGCUGGAUGUUACAGUGAUCUGUAAACACAGAAACCAGGUCAGCUCGACUGAGGACAGGACGGAUAUUCAACAUGUCUGCUCCCAGCUGAUUGGUUCACACAUCGUCUCUGACGGCAUUUCCUUCUGCCAGGUGAAGACAGUGGUGUUCUCUGCCGGUCUCUUCCUCAUGGUCUCUGCUCUCAUCAGUGUGCAUCUCUUUCUCAAACUCAAGAAGCAGAAAUAAGCAUUUUUCUUUGCUGUUCAGUUGUGCAUACAGCUUUAACAAUCAACGCUUCUGCAGUGGAAGAACACAGAACUGAUGAAAGGACCGUUCCAGUAAUGAUUUCUUUUUCUCAGGAAAUAUUAGUUUGAUAUAAAUUUUGUUUUGCAAAUGCUUUAUUAAGAAGGAAACGUCUUUGUGAGUAGUGCUCUUUCUAAUACUGAUCAUUCUUGCAUUUUCACUGAUAAUGUCUGAGUCUUGACUAAACGGAUAAAAUUAUGUUCAAAGAAUUUGCUCUUGGAGAAACUAAAAUUCAGAUUCAGAUUUCAUUUAUUCGUCCCACAGCAGGGAAAAUUACGGAGUGACUGCAGUGAAAAGGACAUUAUAAAGUGAAAAAGCUAAACACAAAAUAAGAGAAGAAUAUGAUGAAAAUAUGGAAUUUAACAACAAAAAAGGAUCCAAGAUAAAGUUCAAACAGUGAAAAACAAAGAAUGUUACACUGAGAGUAGUAGUGUGUUUGCUUUUCUUCUGAAUGGUUGCCAUUCAUGGAAAAAUUCAUCAGAUUGUAUGAGGUUUUUUUUUCUUCUUUUUAUUGUUAUCUAAAAAAGUGGAAUUCAGCAUGAGCCACAAUCACCAAACCCCCUGUAAAAUAAACAUGCACCUCAUAAGUAUGUAUUCCUGUACUUUGUUGACUUCAAUAAAGCCUAAUUAAAGGUGCUGUAGGUAGGAUUCUGCAUCUCUGCCAUCUUGCUUAGGGUUAUCUUAGCAAGAUGGCGAUUUGAAACCCAGUACAG